CACAGAGCAACGAGAGCACUGAAAAAGUCAUACAAUUUUUGUCUGUGCUUAUAUGGGUAUUUUUCGGAGCCAUGGUGCUUCGGAAUAUCAUCGUGGCUGUAAUGGUGGGUGGUUUCAUCAGAAGAAAGGAGGAAUACGAAAGAGUUGCUUCGGAGCAAGCUAAAUCUGAUCGCGCUCGCAAAGCUCAAAAACGGCUCAAGGAAAUCUUCCCAGUUUUUUACACUCAAAGCGUCAAUUGGGCAAGUCGUGAUCCUCAUUUCGCGACGCUGCCAGAGUUGAUGCAUAACGUGGAGCAGAUGAUGGUCGAGUGCGGUACAUGGAGAAAAGCGUGGAUGACAGCUUUGCAGUUCUUGCCAGAAGCUUCGGAGAGAACCACUUGGCCGACGCAGACUCUGGUUUACUACGAAUGCGCUUUAAAUGCUCUGCACAACAUACUCACUGAAGACCGGUUUCUCCUUAAUCUCACCCAAGAAAUAGCGAUUUCAGCGAUUGCUGAACGCUUGCGGAUCACGGAGCCGUACGAGUACAGCAUGCACCACGGAGAGGACGGUGAAGGCGGCGAAUUUUACGCCGAGGACGAUUCGGAUCAUCAUCAACCUCAUAAUUCUUAGGCUGAAAUUAUUUAUAAAAUAUAUUCCUUUUUGGAGAAUGAUUCAAAAUUCUAUCCGUUUUCUUCAGUGAGCAUGCCUUCUUUCACGAG
Notodromas monacha is the source of this 700-nucleotide messenger RNA. The record is from the annotation of a GenBank genome assembly. NCBI's taxonomy places the organism in Eukaryota, Metazoa, Arthropoda, Ostracoda, Podocopida, Cyprididae.